GUGGACAAGAAAGUGCACGAUGGCCGCCCUCUGUUCGCGAGCUGAGAUCGGGGAUUUCAGAUCUAAGCGUUGCGUUCUUCACUGGCUUUACAAAUUCCAGAGGGGCGCGUCAACGAAAGCGUAAAUCAUCCGCAAUCCUUUCCGUCUCUCCUUUUUUUUUGGGUCAAAGCUAUGCAUCACCGCGAUGAUCGUAGCUUGUGAAAUGUUUGGAUUGCGACAUUUCGUGUUUGUUUCGAAACAAAUCUGUUUUUUUCUUUUCCGAUCUUGAUUUGAGUUGCUUCUUACUGGUGAACUCUCUCUUUUCAUGAAAGUGAGGGAUGUUCAUGUUUCCGAAGCAUAAAUUAAGCAUCUGGCC
This is a messenger RNA of Rubroshorea leprosula, 355 nucleotides long. Lineage: Eukaryota; Viridiplantae; Streptophyta; Magnoliopsida; Malvales; Dipterocarpaceae. The record is from the annotation of a GenBank genome assembly.